Messenger RNA from Condylostylus longicornis, 1521 nucleotides. RefSeq lists its product as uncharacterized. Bases 169 to 954 code for a protein of 261 amino acids. The record is from RefSeq and is a predicted model, not a curated record. The transcript has a single exon. Lineage: Eukaryota; Metazoa; Arthropoda; Insecta; Diptera; Dolichopodidae.
UCAAUUUUUAGAUCUUUGCAAGUUGCUGUCGGGUUUGCCAAUGUCAGAAUUUUCAUAAAAUUUUAAUUAAAAAUAUAUUGAUUAAUUCGACAUUUUUUUUUUUUUAAAGUUUAAAUAAUCUCUAAAAAGUAUUUUAAAGAAGACAAACUGAACUAAAGGAAAAUAAAAAUGGCAAACUCACUUAUGAACUUUGCCGGUAAGGUUGUAUUAAUAACUGGAGCAAGUUCUGGAAUCGGUGCAGCAGCUGCUAUAAAGUUCUCUAGACUAUCAGCACAGCUUUCAUUGAUCGGUCGUAAAACAGAAAAUUUGAAAGAAGUUGCAAAACAGUGUAAGGAAAUUAAUGGACAAGAUCCUCUAAUAAUAACUGGUGAUGUUACUAAAGAGGAAGAUAACGCAAGAAUUAUCAAAGAAACUAUUGAUAAAUUUGGGAAAUUAGAUGUUUUGGUCAAUAACGCAGGUAUAAUUGAAGUUGGAACAAUUGAAAAUACAAGUAUGGAGCAAUACGAUCGCGUUAUGAACACAAAUGUAAGAUCUAUUUAUCAUUUAACAAUGUUAGCUGUUCCACAUUUAAUUGAAACCAAAGGUUCCAUUGUAAAUGUUUCCUCUGUUAAUGGAUUACGUUCUUUUCCUGGUGUAUUGGCUUAUAAUUUAUCUAAAAUGGCUGUUGAACAAUUUACUCGUUGUGUAGCUUUAGAAUUGGCUGCUAAGGGUGUAAGAUGCAAUUCUGUCAGUCCAGGUGUUACUGUGACUAAUUUGCAUAAGCGUGGUGGAAUGGAUGAAGAAACCUAUAACAAAUUCUUAGAACAUUCAAAAAAUACUCAUGCUAUGGGUAGACCAGGUCAAGCAAGUGAAGUUGCUGAAGCUAUUGCAUUUUUAGCUAGUGAGUGUGCUAGUUUUACUACAGGUACUUCUAUCCCUGUUGAUGGCGGACGUCAUGCUAUGUGUCCAAGAUAAUUUCUUGCUAUGUUCUUUUUUAUAAUUGUUUCUUAAAACAUUUAGUGUCCAAAGAUGCAUUUAACUCAGUCUAUUUUGUAAUUAAACAUACAAAUAUUGCAAAAUUUUUUAUUAAAAUAAAUGAAAAUAUAAAAUUUUUCUAAUUGAAUAUAAAGUCUAUAAAUUUAUGGCUCUAAAAAAUUUGUGCUAAAUUAAAUGCAAAUAUUAUUAAACUAUGGGUAUAAUAUGAAUCUAUAACAGUAUUCACAGCAAAUAUUAUAUUUGUGUACUAUACGUAAAUCAAAGUAUUGUGUGCAUAAGAAAUCUGGCCCAAGAACGUAAUAGACUUCUCAAAAUUCUUAAGUUUAAAGAAAAUUAAUUAUCAUAUCAAAAUUAAAAAAUUUUAAUCAAAAAUUUUAUAUAUGUAUAUACUUAAGUAGUAGCUAUGUACAUGUCAUACUUCUUGCUUUUAUCAAUUUAUUUUUAAAGUAUGGUAAUUUGUACACGUAAUGCGUAUUUUAAAUAAGAAGAUAAGAAAAACAAUUGUUAAACAAAAUUUUUAUUUUUAAGCUAAAAUAUUUAUUGAUA